AUGGACUCCACAGAGAACAGGGCGGCCUUCAUCCCCGCUGCCAAAAGCACGUUCGAGGUCAGAUCUGCUCCGCUCGCCACACCGGGCGCGGGCCAGAUCCUCGUCCGCAACUCAGCGAUCGCAAUCAAUCCCAUCGACUACAAGCUCCAGAAGCUAGCCAUCUACCCCCUCAACUACCCCGCCAUCCUCGGCGAAGAUGUAGCCGGCACCGUCGUCUCAAUCGGCCCAGGAGUCGCUCGCCUCAAGCCCGGCGACCGCGUCAUAGGCUGCACAGCCGGCUUCGCGACCAAGGACGACACCGAGCAAGCCUUCCAGGAGAACACUAUCCUGCGCGAGAUCCUAGCCUGCAAGAUUCCCACCACCGCAACCUUCGAUGAGGCGGUCGUCCUCCCGCUCGCGGUGACAACGGCGAGCGCAGCUCUCUUCAAUCCGGACCUGCUGGGCCUGCGCCUGCCACAUGAGCCAGCGACAGCCAGCAAGACAGACCAGACACUGCUGGUAUGGGGCGGCGCAGGCAGCGUAGGCAGCGCCGCGAUCCAGCUUGCCUCCGCAGCGGGUUACGAGGUGGUGAGCACAUCUUCACCCAAGAACUUCGAGCACGUCAAACGCCUCGGAGCAAGCGAGGUAUUCGACUACAGCAGCCCAACGGUCGUAGCCGACAUCGUCGGUGCCCUCAAAAGCAAGGCUUUCGCGGGGGCCUUCGAUGCGUAUGGCGGACCAGCAUCCGCACCCACCGCAUCCGUGGUGGCGCAGGUCGAGGGCAGGAAAGUAGUCGCCACCGUGGCGAGGUAUCACCCCGAGCCGCCUGAGGGAGUCAGCAUGAAGUUCACUGCGAGCUUGUCGACCAUGGACAACGGCGUCGCCCUGGCAAUCUGGCAAGAAUUUUUGCCCAAGGCGUUGGAAGCGGGAAGUUUCAAAUUCGCACCGGAACCUUUGAUUGCUGGGCAUGGCCUGGACGGCGUUCAGGAUGCACUCGACAAGAUGGGCGAGGGGGUUUCGGCCAAGAAGCUGGUUGUUGUUUUGUAG
Messenger RNA from Cyphellophora europaea CBS 101466, 1026 nucleotides. RefSeq lists its product as uncharacterized. The transcript has a single exon. The coding region runs from base 1 to 1026 and encodes 341 amino acids. Gene Ontology annotation, molecular function: oxidoreductase activity, acting on NAD(P)H. The record is from RefSeq and is a predicted model, not a curated record. Lineage: Eukaryota; Fungi; Ascomycota; Eurotiomycetes; Chaetothyriales; Cyphellophoraceae.